Procambarus clarkii (red swamp crayfish) is the source of this 2812-nucleotide messenger RNA. RefSeq names its product arylsulfatase H. Lineage: Eukaryota; Metazoa; Arthropoda; Malacostraca; Decapoda; Cambaridae. Gene Ontology annotation, molecular function: arylsulfatase activity. The record is from RefSeq and is a predicted model, not a curated record.
AUUACUGCCAGCCUCCGGCCGUAGUUACUAGCAGUAAUAGCUGGACUUUGUACAGGUGUACUUUUUACGUGGGUGAAUAUAUAUGUGACCGCUGACUCCACUGCCACAGCCACUGCAGGAAGCCUCGUGCACUGUGGGACGCAAUACAACGGGUUCACACACGUACGAGAGGAAAACACAGCCUGAAGUAUGAAGGAGCGGACCUUGAGUGGUGCGGUAGUGUUGGCUCUGAUGAUGAUGGUCGGUGCUGCAGGGUCCAGCAGGCCGCCCAACAUCGUAGUCUUCCUGGCCGACGACCUGGGCAUCGGGGACCUGGGCUGCUACGGUAACACCACCAUCAAUACUCCCAACAUCGACAGGUUAGCGGCGGAAGGUGUAAAGUUGACCCACCACCUGGCGGCCGCCCCAUUCUGCACCCCGAGUCGCGCCGCCAUGCUCACCGGCCGCUACCCUGCACGCUACGGUCUGGUGAGUCGAACGCCCGAGGUGUCCCCAGUGAUCGUCCACGUGGCCAGCAAGGUGGCGCUGCCCCUCGACGAGGUGACGCUGGCCUCCGCCCUCGCCUCAGCCAAUUACACCACGGCUCUUGUUGGCAAGUGGCAUCUGGGGAUGUACUGUGGCUGGCUGGGGCGCUCUUGCCCAGGACCCCUCAACCACGGCUUCCAGUCCUUCUUCGGCAUCCCUGUCACCCUCUUCAUGGAAUUCCGAGGACAACACCAAUUCUGGAGGUUCCCGCUAGACGAAACGAAGUUCCAGGCCCUGGCUGUGACGUGGGUGGUGACCGCUGUGACUCUCCUGGUGGCGGCUAAGAACCGCACGGUGCGUCUUUCCAUCCUCCUCACCUUCGCCUUCAUCACCAACUUCCUCCUCUUCCUCGUCUGGUUCGCCUUCGCCCAUGUUUCCCAGAACGUGGAUUGUAUCUGGAGCGUGUCACCCUGGAUGCACCAGUUCUUAAAUUCCAUGAUCAUGAGGAACGACGUGAUGGUAGAGAGCCCCAUACAGCUGGACGGUCUGUCGCAGCGCCUGGCGCAGGAGUCAAGGGAGUUCCUGGAGGCCCACGCCAGCGACCAGAACCCCUUCUUCCUCUUCCAUUCCUUCCCACACGUCCACACGCCCAUGUUCACGGCGCCCCACAGGGCAGGCGUCAGUAAACACGGCAGAUACGGGGACAACGUAGAGGAGAUGGACGAGAGUCUGGGCGUGGUUUUGGACGCCCUCAAACAGUAUGGCCUUGAGGACAACACCAUUGUGUACUUCACUUCAGACCAGGGCGCCCACCUCGAAGCCAUAGACUCUGAUGGCCAGCGCAUCGGAGGCCACAAUGGCCGCUUCAAGGGCGGCAAGUGUCAGGGCGGGUCGGAGGGCGGGAUCCGGGUCCCUGGGAUCUUCCGGUGGCCGGGUCAUCUGCCCAGGGGAGUGACCUUAGACACCCCUACUUCCCUCAUGGACCUUCUCCCCACUGUCCUCUCCCUCGCUGGCCUACCCUCACUCCCACAACUGGUGCCUUCCGCUGUUGACAAGGAACUGGACGGGGAGGACAUCUCUGAACUGCUGACAUCUGGGAUGCCCCGGGAAGCUCCAAGAAUCUUUCUCCACCACUGUGGACAAGAUAUACACGCCGUCAGACUUGUUACAGAGGAUCACGUGUACAAGAUGUACAAUGUGAAGCACAAUUGGUACCCGGGAAGCACACAGUGUGGCUGGGGAUACGACGUGGCGUGUUACUGCUCUGGCGACGGCAAUGUCACCGACCUCACACACCAGCCAGAGCUCUGGGACCUCGUCACCGACCCCUACGAGGACGGCCAGCCCAUCAGCGCCCACACCCAGGAGUAUCGUGACGUUGUGCGGACGCUGCAGGAGUACCUGGAGCAGUGGGAGGAGAGGGUCCAGUACGCUCCCUCUCAGCUGGGCAGCAAACCAUAUGUUAUUUGGAGGCCCUGGCUCCAGCCUCAUUGAUGCUGAGCUUGUCAAGACUCUACAUACUAUAUCAUACUGUACACCCGUCUACACCCACUGUCCUGCCCUGUACACCCGUCCACACCCACCGUCCUACCCUGUACACCCGUCCACACCCACUGUCUUGUACACCCGUCUACACCCACCGUCCUGCCCUGUACACCCGUCCACACCCACCGUCCUGUCUUGUACACCCGUCUACACCCACUGUCCUGUCCUGUACACCCGUCCACACCCACCGUCCUGUACAUACCUCACGCACGAUCCUGCCCUCUCCCAUCGCUGGCAGAGACGCAGGGCGGAGAAGAAAGGUGAUCCUAUAGACCAUUUGGAGACAAGACUUAGAUUCACAGAAGAAUGAGCAUGUUAGAGCAUGUUAGAGUCUUUGAGAGAAUGUACCAAUUAAUCAACAACACCUGUAAUGAUAACCUUUUGUACUUUCUUAUAUUUAAAUAAAUAUAUGAGUUUUCACAAAUAAAAGAGAAUGAGACGUUGGUGUAAAAUCUCUGGCAAGGAUCCAGCCCGUCCUCUCGACAUGAAAUUGAAAUAGAAAUAAGUUUAUUGAGGUAAAAUACACAUACAGGGAUGAGGUAGCUCAAGCUAUUCUCACCCCGUUCAGUACAUCGUGUUAAUACAUACAUAGACACACAUCACAAACAAUAAACAUAUUACCAAACAUUCUGAGAGAUAAACAUCUACAUUUCCUAUCUCGACUUGUCUCAACGGAGUGAAAAAUGGUGUACUAAAACGCUCUAUUUAAUUUAAUCUAACCUAACCUAACCGAUGAACCACGUACAAAAAACGUGAACUUUAAUGAGUUGUGUGAAGAUAAUAAAUUUAUUACGCGCUGUGA